CACACAAUCUCUUCAAACCUUCAGAUUUAUAAAGCCGCAUUCUCUUACCAAAAACAAUAACCUCUCAUUUUCUUCUUCUUCUUCUUCUGUAUCUUCUUUCUGUUCAAUCAACCAUACCAUUUUGUUUCAUUCAAUGACAGAAAUUGAAAUUCCUCAAUAUUAUGUAUGUCCAAUUUCGUUUCAGCUCAUGAAGGAUCCUGUGACAGCCGUUACCGGCAUAACAUACGACAGAGAAAGCAUCGAGCAAUGGUUGCAGAAAGCCAGAGAUUGCGUGUGCCCAGUUACCAAACAACCACUUCCUAGAAGCUCACAAUAUUUGACUCCAAAUCACACGCUAAGAAGGUUGAUUCAAGCAUGGUGUUCAUCAAAUUCAACCAACGGUGUAGAUCAAAUUCCAACCCCAAAAACUCCUAUUGAGAAGUCCCACAUUGAGAAACUUGUGAAGGAUCUUGAGGUCCCUCGGUUAUAUAAAGCAGCACUAGAGAAAUUGCGUGAGUUUGCUACAGAAAGUGAGAGAAACAGAACAAGCAUGGCUGAAACAGGAGUAGUGAAAGGUGUGGUGAAGUUGAUAAACAAGAAUUUCAAGGAAGGAAGGAGAACAAUUUUCCUAGAAGAAGCUUUGAGAAUUGUUCAUCUUCUAUGGAAUGUUCCAACCAUGUCUUACAGCAUGAAGAAUUUGGUUGGAACAAACAUGGACUUCAUCAAUUCCUUGACUUGGAUUGUGCUGCUUCACAUGGAGAAAAACGUGAAGAUGGUCAACGAAGCAAUGCCCCUUUUGAAAUUGACAAUUGAAGUCGCAAAUUCAACUCUGGUAGCGAAUUUAGACUCUGGAUUCUUCACAGGAAUGGUGAAUGUGUUGAGAAAAAGAGCACUCUCUCAACAAGCUAUCAAAUCAGCUUUACACAUCCUCGUCCAAACGUGCCCUUUGGGUAGAAACAGAACAAGGAUCGUGGAAGCAGGGGCAGUGACAGAGCUCAUUGAGCUCGAGCUUGAAAAGCCAGAGAAGAACAUCUCAGAGCUCAUAUUCAACCUUCUUGCACAUCUAUGUUCUUGUGCUGAUGGAAGGGAACAUUUUCUUCGCCACGCGGCGGGCAUCGCGGUGGUUUCGAAGAGGAUUCUGAGGGUUUCUCCUGGAACUGAUGACAGAGCAGUACAUAUACUUGGAAUCAUUGCGAGAUACUCGCAAUCCAAAGAGUUUGUUCAAGAGAUGUUGAGAGUUGGAGCAGUGUCGAAGCUUUGCAUGGUGAUGCAAGCGGAUUGUGCUUCUUAUUUGAAAGAAAAAGCAAGAGAUAUUCUUAGGUUGCACUCGACAGCUUGGAAUAAUUCUCCUUGUAUACAAUUGUAUUUGUUUACUAGGCACCAAAGGUGAUCUCAUACACAUAGGACAAUCAUAACUUUACAAACAUUUUCAAUUUUAUAGUUGAUGAGUUACACAUUAAGAUGUACAAAACAGAAAUAACCACUUGUUAAGUACAAAGGAAACUAAUAUUUUUUGGUGCUUGCUACGAUACCACAAUACUUGUGUGGGUAUGAUAUACGAAAAGGUUGUGGACCAAUCACAUCCUCCGUAUUUAAAAAGAAAAAAAUGAAAAUAUAAAUUAUUUUUGUUGUGGACCAAUCACAUCCUUCAUGUAUGAUACAUUGUGGGUAUCAUAGAAACCACCAUAUUUUUUUCAUCCCAUUUGGUAUUUGUAUUGUUAAA
Messenger RNA from Lotus japonicus, 1702 nucleotides. RefSeq names its product E3 ubiquitin-protein ligase PUB23-like. Gene Ontology annotation, molecular function: ubiquitin protein ligase activity. Gene Ontology annotation, biological process: protein ubiquitination. Bases 134 to 1369 code for a protein of 411 amino acids. The transcript has a single exon. The record is from RefSeq and is a predicted model, not a curated record. Lineage: Eukaryota; Viridiplantae; Streptophyta; Magnoliopsida; Fabales; Fabaceae.